Prorocentrum cordatum is the source of this 1200-nucleotide messenger RNA. The record is from the annotation of a GenBank genome assembly. Lineage: Eukaryota; Dinophyceae; Prorocentrales; Prorocentraceae.
UGGCGCAGGGCAGACAGUGGCGGCUCCUGGGAGGGAGAAGGAGGACGAGGAGGAGGAGGAGGAGGAGGAGGAGGAGCAGCAGGGCGGCGAGGAGGUGGCACGCCGCAUCGGCCCUCUUGAAUGCCAACCCGAACAUCCUGAUGUCGCUUCCGUCACUUCUUUUGGCACUCUGGAUGUCCUACACAAGCGUGCACAAAGUCUGCCCGUAACAUGUGGUAUAUCCUACACAGGCCCAACAAGUGCACAGCACACCAAAUGUCCUGCGCAGAGUUCCGCGCACCUGGCAUGGGAACAUACUCAGCGUUUCGAGUUCAUCCCGAUGCUGCGGCACGCAGGCCUAAUUCGCAUUCAAUGCACGUGCUGCACCGCCGCAGGCGGAGACACAGGACAGGGCGUAGCGCUGUACGAGCAUGGACGUGGCCAGAAAAGUCAGGAAGAAACGGAGCAGGAGGAAGACGAGUUCAAAGGAGGAGGAGGAGGAGGAGAACGAGGGGAGGAGGGUUAGUUCCUCUCUGGCUGUGGAUGCCGCGCGCGUUGGCGCCUCGCGUAGACCGCAAAAACGCGGGGCGCCGCUGUGCUGGCGCGGCGGCGGCCGCAGACCCAUCGAAGCCCCGGCGCGUUCGCGAAAAUACGGGGCGUUCGCGGGGCCGCCGGCGGACGCCAAGGGAGCAGCGGCGGGGGAGCGCCGGGGCGGAAGCGUGCCCCACUGCCAGGGGCUUGCCGCCCUCUGCCAGGGUGGGCCUCCUCCUCGUCCUCCUCUUCCUCGUCGACGCGGGACCAGGCUCCCGCCCUAGACCGAGCCGUGCGCAGAUCCCUGCCGCCAGACGAGAUCCCCCGCCACAAACGACGCGCUUCCGCACACAUUCGCGCCCAGGCGCGGAAGCAGCAGCAGAGAGAGGGGGCGAGAAGAGUAGUAGUAGAACAGCAGCAGCAGGAAGAGAAGCAAGGAGGACCUGCGCGAGAAAAAACAUCACGCGCGCGCUGCGAGGCAUACAAUGCCGCCCUCCACCGGCGGUACACCUUCAGUUGAGGCGCCGGUGGGGAGAGAUACAGAAAACGAAUCUGCGGCCGAAGUGCUGGAAGACACCCCCCCGUCGGCGCGAACUCUGGCCGCCCCUCUGGCGGAUGCGCUGCAGCCGCUGCCGCUGUGGGACCAUGCGGACCAUGCACGCCGUCGGCAUGCUUCUCCUGGGCCUCUCC